Messenger RNA from Lycium barbarum (goji berry), 758 nucleotides. Its product is annotated as E3 ubiquitin-protein ligase RSL1-like. Gene Ontology annotation, molecular function: zinc ion binding; ubiquitin protein ligase activity; ubiquitin conjugating enzyme binding. Gene Ontology annotation, biological process: positive regulation of proteasomal ubiquitin-dependent protein catabolic process; protein polyubiquitination; ubiquitin-dependent protein catabolic process. The record is from RefSeq and is a predicted model, not a curated record. The transcript has 2 exons. Gene Ontology annotation, cellular component: ubiquitin ligase complex; cytoplasm. The coding region runs from base 73 to 528 and encodes 151 amino acids. Lineage: Eukaryota; Viridiplantae; Streptophyta; Magnoliopsida; Solanales; Solanaceae.
GACAGACAAUAUAGAAGAUUAAACCCUUUAAUUGCGCUCAUACAUACAUCAGAUAUAAUAUUUCCUAAUUAAAUGGAUCUGCCUAUCCUAAUAUCAGAUGCCAAAUAUGCAAAAGAACUACAAAAGCAAUAUGUUCUUGAGGACUCUUUAACCUCGAGAAAUAAUGCUCUUGCAAGGAGGGAAAAGUUGUGCUGUCCUAAUAAAAGAUGUUCAAAGUUGCUCAUUCUUGAUCCUGUUGAAGGGAUUAUUAAGGGCAUAUGUCCUUCGUGCAAAGGACCAUUCUGCACCCAGUGUCGAGUCCCUUGGCACACUGGGCGUGAUUGUGAUGAGUUUCAAAAGGAAGAAAAAGACAGAGAAAAUGACAUAAGGGUUAAGUUGCUUGCUGAGAAUCGCAAAUGGAAGAAUUGCCCUCACUGCAAUUCCCUUGUCGAGAAGGUUGAUGGUUGUAUGCAAAUCACUUGCAGGUGUAAAGAACAAUUUUGCUACGCAUGUGGAGAAACUUGGAGCGAAAGGCAUUGGAAUUGCUAGACUCGUUAAUCAUAUUGGGACUGGCACUGGAUGCUGGAUAAAAUGUUGCAAAAUAAAAGGGAGAACCAAAUCACUUAUUAUGGGUUAUUUAAGCUGAAGACCUUAAGUUUUGUACACUUCCGGUGUAUUUUUUUUUUAUAUAUCUGCAUUUAAACCUCUUUAAAAUGCGAGAUUUGAAAAUAGAAUAUGUUAAUUGCUACUAUUAUUAAUUAAACUCUUUUUUGAUCGUC